This is a messenger RNA of Cricetulus griseus (Chinese hamster), 1322 nucleotides long. Lineage: Eukaryota; Metazoa; Chordata; Mammalia; Rodentia; Cricetidae. The record is from RefSeq and is a predicted model, not a curated record.
GCGUCUGCCCAGCAGGCUUUCCGAUUCUCCACUCACCGUCCCCCUCCUCACCUGUGCACACUCACCCGGCAUCCUCAGCCUGAUGGAGACCGUCAUCCCGUUUUUUGAGGACCGCCCCCCCCCACACUUCUUUUUAUGAGACAUCUCAUUUUGUAGCCCAGGCUGGCCUUGAACUCAAUGCUGACCAUCUUUCUGUGGUAGAAUCUCCAUGGCCUGAACAUUUCUUGACAAUAAUUUUGAGCAAAAUACAUGUUUAAAAAGAAGAUAACCACAUCAAGAUGGUGGGAAAGCUGAAGCAGAACUUACUUUUGGCGUGUCUGGUGAUUAGUUCUGUGACAGUGUUUUACCUGGGCCAGCAUGCCAUGGAGUGCCAUCACCGGAUAGAGGAACGUAGCCAGCCAGCUAGACUGGAGAACCCCAAGACAACUGUGCGAACUGGCCUGGACAUCAAAGCCAACAAAACAUUCACCUAUCACAAAGAUAUGCCUUUAAUAUUUAUCGGAGGUGUGCCUCGAAGUGGAACCACGCUCAUGCGGGCUAUGCUGGAUGCCCAUCCUGACAUCCGCUGUGGAGAGGAAACCAGGGUCAUCCCUCGGAUCCUUGCCCUGAAGCAGAUGUGGUCCCGGUCCAGUAAAGAGAAGAUCCGCCUGGAUGAGGCUGGUGUCACUGAUGAUGUGCUGGAUUCUGCCAUGCAAGCCUUCCUUCUGGAGGUCAUUGUUAAGCAUGGGGAGCCAGCACCUUAUUUAUGUAACAAAGAUCCUUUUGCCCUGAAAUCCUUGACUUACCUUUCUAGGUUAUUUCCCAAUGCCAAAUUUCUCCUGAUGGUCCGAGAUGGCCGGGCAUCAGUACAUUCAAUGAUUUCUCGAAAAGUUACCAUAGCUGGAUUUGACCUGAACAGCUACAGGGACUGUUUGACCAAGUGGAAUCGGGCCAUAGAAACCAUGUACAACCAGUGUAUGGAGGUUGGUUAUAAAAAAUGCAUGUUGGUUCACUAUGAACAGCUUGUCUUACACCCUGAACGGUGGAUGAGAACGCUCUUAAAGUUCCUCCAUAUUCCAUGGAACCAUUCAGUUUUGCACCAUGAAGAAAUGAUCGGGAAAGCUGGGGGAGUGUCUCUGUCAAAAGUGGAAAGGUCAACAGACCAAGUCAUCAAGCCUGUCAAUGUCGGGGCACUGUCAAAGUGGGUUGGGAAGAUACCCCCAGAUGUUCUACAAGACAUGGCAGUGAUUGCACCCAUGCUUGCCAAACUUGGAUAUGAUCCAUAUGCCAAUCCCCCUAAUUACGGAAAACCUGACCCCAAGAUCCUUGAAAACACCAGAAGG